ACCUUGCAGGAUUCAAAGAGCAGUGACUUUGUAAUCAAAGGACCUAGGAUCAACUACUGCCUCUACUCUCUAUAAUUUGUGUUUUAUCUUAGGAAAAUUAGCUCUCCUUUAACCGCUAAGAGCCCUUCUAAUUCCAAAUCCUAUAAACCAAUGAAAAUAAAUUUCUUUUUUAUUUCAGAUAUGGCCCUGAGAAAUUUCUACUGCUUGCUUCCUGUGGUUUUCUCAGCACUUCCUGUGGUUUUCUCAGCUGUCUCGAUUAUUAAGGGUGAACUAUUGAAGGUCCCAUAUGAUGCAAUUUCUACUAAAUCUGUGAAUAUCCAGGAAGAAAUUGUUGGCAAACACAAUGCCCUCCGGAGAGGAGUAAUUCCCAGAGCCAGAAACAUGCUGAAGAUGGAAUGGAAUGAAAAAGCAGCACAAAAUGCCAGAAACUGGGCAAAAGAGUGUGAGAUGACACAUAGUGCCACAUUCAAGAGGCAGAUUACAGAUAUUUUUUGUGGAGAAAAUUUGUUGUUUUCCUCUGAUCCUCUGUCAUGGUCAGAUGUAAUCCAAAUCUGGUAUGAUGAGUCAGAAAACUUCAAGUAUGGCUUUGGACCAAUAAAACCAGGAUUAGUUGUUGGGCACUAUACUCAGACUGUUUGGUCCACUUCUUACAUGAUUGGCUGUGAGGUUGCUCAUUGCCCCAGUAGGGAGACAUACAAAUACUUCUAUGUAUGCCACUAUUGUCAUAGGGGAAAUAAUCCUGAUACUUCUACUCCUUAUAAGAAGGGGAUCCCAUGUGGAGAUUGCCCCCACCAUUGUGAAGAUGGACUCUGUACCAAUCCAUGUGCCUAUGCUGAUGAUGCUGGUAACUGUCCAGAUGCUAUAUCUUCUCUUGGAUGUCAUCAUAAAUUAGUUGCUAAAAGUUGCAAAGCUAGUUGCAAGUGCACAACUGAGAUAAAAUGAUGUUGUCCUUCCUUUGGUUCAGGUCACCAUCCUUUAGUAUAUGUACACAGAUUUAUCUAAUGCUAAAUGAUUGUUUUGGUUUUGUUUUGGAUUUUUUGCUUUUUUCUUGCUUCUAAAUAUCAUGUUCUUCUCAAGACCUCAAAAGGCACAGUACUUUUCACAUAGUAAGAACUUAACAUGUUCAAAUUGUUUUCUUUCUUUGGAGGUAUAGAGUAUAAGCUCCUUGAGAACACAUCCUGAUUCAUAUUUGUCUAACUCCAAUGCUUGGUACAUAGCAGAAAUUGAGUAAACUUUUGCUUAUUGAAUGUUAUCAAAUAAAUGCCAGAUGAAUGUUUGAAUCUUAAUU
Messenger RNA from Monodelphis domestica (gray short-tailed opossum), 1288 nucleotides. Its product is annotated as serotriflin-like. Lineage: Eukaryota; Metazoa; Chordata; Mammalia; Didelphimorphia; Didelphidae. The record is from RefSeq and is a predicted model, not a curated record. Gene Ontology annotation, cellular component: extracellular region.